Lotus japonicus is the source of this 1320-nucleotide messenger RNA. Its product is annotated as ethylene-responsive transcription factor ERF113-like. Gene Ontology annotation, molecular function: DNA-binding transcription factor activity; DNA binding. NCBI's taxonomy places the organism in Eukaryota, Viridiplantae, Streptophyta, Magnoliopsida, Fabales, Fabaceae. The record is from RefSeq and is a predicted model, not a curated record. Bases 370 to 1062 code for a protein of 230 amino acids. The transcript has 2 exons. Gene Ontology annotation, biological process: ethylene-activated signaling pathway; regulation of DNA-templated transcription.
GAUGCUUUUUUUUAUCAUUGUCUCUUUCUCAUUUAAAAGAUAUUAACAAGCAAACAGAAUCCCCCUCUUUUGAUCAUGGUUUCAUUCAUCAUUAAACCAAUGAUCCUCCUUUUUUAGAAAUCUUAGAUCUGCUUUUUAUCAAGCUGUUGGUGGUUAUCUCAUCAACAAAAGAUUUAAAUUCAAGAGUAGAAGCACCUGUUAGAGAUAGUGUUAGGCAAGGUGGAUCGAAGGCAAGGAAAAAGGUCUCUCUCCCUCUCUUCUGAUCAUCUAUCAGAAGAGAAAAGAGAAGGUUUCAAUUUUCCUGUUUACCUAUCAUCAUCUGAGAAUCUAAAGGAAGAAGCUUCACCAUCACCGUUUUCUCAUCUUAUUAUGAACACCAGCAAUAGAAGCACCCUCUUUCCAAUUCCAGAAGGGAAAAUAAGCACUUCUGAUCAUCAAUUUGUUGAGGGGCAGGACUCAUCUAAGUUUAUACUUCAAGGCAAUGAAAGGAAAAAACACUAUAGAGGUGUGAGGCAGAGACCUUGGGGAAAAUGGGCUGCUGAAAUUAGAGACCCUAAAAAAGCAGCAAGAGUGUGGCUUGGGACGUUUGAUACAGCAGAGGCUGCAGCAACCGCUUAUGAUACUGCAGCAUUGAAGUUUAAAGGAAACAAAGCCAAGCUCAAUUUCCCUGAACGUGUUGCUAAUUUGCUACCACCCUCAUCACCACCACCUAACAAUGUUGCUUCAGCUUCAGCAGCUUCUUCACAAUCAUCACUCCAAAAAAAUCCCCCACUAUUAUCAUCUUCUGAAGAAGGAUUUCCGAACCUAAUGCAGUACGCGAGGGUUCUUUGUAGCAGGGAUGAUGAAGAUCUUCAACGCGCUGCAUCAGGUCUUUAUAACUAUCAUCAUAACAAUGAGCAAUCAGUUUAUGAUUCACCGGUACCGUUUUUCUCAACACCAGCAGCAAUGCCUUCUUCAAGUUCUAAGGAUGUUGUGUCGCCUGGUCAAUAUCAAAUUGGAGAUUUUGGUUCUUAUUUUUGUAAUAAAGGUAGUUUCGAUGAAAGAAACACGAGGGGGACAUAGUUUCUAUCUGAAUUCUGCUAAGUGCAUGCACUUGGGGAGACGGCAAGCAUACGAGAUCUUUAUUUUUUCUGAUUUUUAUCUCACAUUCAUGUUUUUUACUCCCACUUUACCGGUUGCUUCUCUUGACUCCCACAUGUAUACGGGGAUAUGAGGAACUACAUGAAGUGUGAAACAAUAAUUUUUUGUUUUUUGGGGUGAGAUAAAUAUAAGGUGGGACAAUUAUUUUCUUCUUAAAAUGGAACACCUCUUCACCCUAUA